Messenger RNA from Drosophila willistoni, 573 nucleotides. RefSeq lists its product as uncharacterized. The record is from RefSeq and is a predicted model, not a curated record. Bases 43 to 474 code for a protein of 143 amino acids. The transcript is spliced from 2 exons. NCBI's taxonomy places the organism in Eukaryota, Metazoa, Arthropoda, Insecta, Diptera, Drosophilidae.
UCGAUAUCGAGCUGAGCAGUCGCAUCAGUUGAACCGCUGAAAAUGAUUGAAUGGGUACGUUCGUCUGUUAACUCUCCUUUACCGCCCAACGCCUUUCAUGUUGGUCAAGAUGGUGAUGGAGCUGAAAUGUAUGUGGGUCGUGCUAUUUUUAGAGGUGAUAUACUGCCAGCCAAGGUGAUUCCCAGAAGGAGGGAGGCCUAUGUAUCCCAUUCCGGACGGGAACACGAAAUUACCCACUAUGAGGUGUUGGUGGGUCAGAGAUUCGAUUGGAUUGGAUGCGGCGAUGGGCUUGUUCCAAAUAAUGCAAUUUCCACGGGUAAAGCUAGUACUGGUGAAAACAUAUAUAUAGGUCGUGCUGUCUAUGAAAAUACGGUGACUGUCGGAAAAAUACAACAAUCUUGUGGCUGCCUCUAUUUGUCAUAUCAGGGCAAAGAGAUUUCGAUUAGGACAUAUGAGGUGCUAGUGAGCUCUUAAAAUAAGACAAUUUUAAUGUAAAACACUUAAUUCAUUCAUUUGAGUUGCGUGUAACAACUUACCUACUUUACCAAUUAAUAAAUACAUAAAUAAUAAGAA